UCCUCUACUCCCUUUCCAGGCUCUCUAUAUAUUCAUCUCUGUAUCUUGUUUUAUUUUCUGCAUCCCAAACAAAGAUAAAUACAUUUUCAAGUCAGAAAAAAAAAAAAGGGCUAGUCAUGGUUGGAACAUCCAAUGCCACAGUUCCUGUAACAGUUCCAACUGAAUACACUUGUUUAAAGUUGAGUUUCGAUAACCUAGAGGAAGAUGCAAAGCGAUGCCUCUUGUUGGCUUCUCUAUUCCCGGAAGAUUCUGAAGUUUCUGUCACCGCCCUGAUGCGUUUAGCAACAGGCUCACAGCUUUUGGAAUGUAAAAGCGUACGCACCAUGAUUGGUAUUCUCAAGUCAUCCUCGAUGCUGCUUCAGGGUAAGGAUGAUCAACAUUUCAAAAUGCAUGAUGUGAUCAGGGACGAAGCAAGAUCCAUAGCCAUCAACGACUAUGCAUAUUCAUUUACAAGAUGUGGCUCCCUGUUGCCUGACAAUUCUGCCCUUUAUGAAACGCUGAGUGUACUGCAUCUAGAAGUGGACAAGAAUGAUUUUCGUUUUCCAGAUGAUCUGGUGUGCCCGAAUGUGCAUACCUUGUGGCUGCGAUCAACGGCAUGUGAUGAUGAACUGAUUGCCUCCCCACUUGGGUGGAUGCCAAAAGUAGCAUGGGCAGGGCCUGAAAACACAUUCCAGGCAUGGGACCUCUCCAGAAUGUUUGUGAAUCUCAAAUUUCUGGUGCUGGUAAAAUGUAAUUGGGAACCGCCUUUCUCUCUUAAAGCCUUGGAUACACUAAGGACGCUUAUCUUGGAUCGUUGCGACAUUGGCCAGACUGAUGCUACUUUCUUUCCGGAAAACCUAGAAACUCUUUGCAUUUGGAACUGUAAUCUCCCACUACUGCUGGAUUUACCAAAUCUGCAACAUCUUCUAACGCUAGAAAUCCAACACUGGCCAAAUUCUCCCCUGUUAGUGGCAUCGAAUGUCAUAUCAAGUUUGAUUCGUCUGGAGGAAUUGCAUAUACUAAAUGUAUUUUGCAUCAUUGACAAGACAGCACUGUCCAAUCUUGCUGAAUAUGAAGGCUCACUUGAUGAUCUAUCCGAUGAUGAUUUCACAAUUUCCGUGUUGGACGAGAUCUGUAAAUUGACUCGUCUGGCAAGCUUGCAGAUAUCUUUACACAGUUCUGAGCCUUUUCAGCGUACAAAUAUUUUAUUUAGAAAUUUACUUGAAUUUAAUAUAUGGGUGGGCAAGACGGGGAACUUGACCUAUACCGAUGAUCAUCCAGCUUCAAGUGUUUCAAAAAUAAUUGAAUUGUGCAAUUAUCAGUCAGAAGGUUUGGAUAGUGUGGUGGAAAGCGCAGAAGAAGUGACAAUGCACAGCAGCCAUGUCGAUAUGAGUAGCAUUCUGAGUGCCAACAAAGAAGCAUUUGCAGACUUGAGAAGCCUGAGCAUUGAGAAAUGUAACAAAAUGGAGCAUCUGGCAAGGAUUUCACGUCAUGAAAUUCAGCAUAGUCGUCAACCACUGACAUGUUUCUCUAAACUUGUCAGUUUAAAAAUUACUAAUUGCUCCGCGAUGGAAUACCUUUUCUGCAGCUCUGUAGCAAAAUGUUUACUGCAACUGCAAGAGCUCCGCUUAAAAGAUUGUCCGGGGAUGGAAGCUAUAGUAAUGGAUGAAGGCACCAGUGAUGCAGAUAUCAUAAACUUCCCCAAGUUAAAAUUGUUAAAACUACAUGAUGUACCUAGACUGAAAAGCUUCUGCAGGGGGAAGACACCAAGGAUGGACAACUCUGGCAACAAGUGGGUUCAAUCUCAACCUCUAUUUGAUGGAAUGGUUAAGUUCCCUUGCUUGGAGAAAUUGAAGCUCAUGGGUUUGAAAUACAUUACUGAUAUCUGGGGAAAGCACUGUUAUAAUGACAAUAUAUCAUGCUUUUCCCAAAUAAAGACGAUCAGUAUAGGAUUUUGCAAUCAACUGAACGUUGGUAUCCCACAUGCCAUGUUGAAUAGGCUACAGAAUCUGGAAGAUCUAAAAAUCUUCUCUUGUGAGUCCUUGGUUUCGGAAGUUGGCACCUGUGGUAGCAGCACAGUGAUAUGUCCACUGUUAGCGUUGAGAACUCUAACUUUAUACAGUCUGCCUUAUUUGACAAUCACGGGGCUGAAUUCGAGGGAAAUUUCUGGUGCAACAACUUUAUAUCCAAAUCUUGAAUACCUUAGGAUAGAAGCAUGUGGCUUGACAAGGGUGUUCCUACCUUCUAUUGCCAGAGAUCUUAUCCACCUCAAGCAAAUGUCUGUAGCGGAAUCCGAUUCAGUGAGAGGUAUAAUAACUGGGAGAGCUGAUGAGGAGGAACUCAGUGAUAACAUCAUUUUUCCUGAGUUAAUCAAGCUACGAUUGAAUGAAUUGGAAAAUUUGAAGAGUUUUUGGUGUAACCCGAGUGGGGAAGCUAAUACCUACAAGGUUGAAUUCCCGAAAUUGGUGGAUUAUGAACUGCGAAUACAGGAUCCUGAUCACUCGGAACCUAAAGAGUUGGGCAUGAUGAUUCCACCGGUCAACUGAAGAGCCCAUAUAUGUUGUCAUAAUCCUUGGACAUAUAUGGACAUUCUUUGGACAACUUGUUGGUAGCGUAAGCUGAAAUCUCUUGCAGUUUUUUUUAAAGAAUAUAAGUGAUUUAAGCUCAAAAGUUUUGGAUGCUUUGUUCCACUUCCACUCUUUCCAAAUUCCUAAGGUCGGGAAGUCUAUGACAAUUCCAAUAAUUAGAAAUCUCUGAGAAAAGUUAUGAUGUAGAGGGUGAUGUUGCUUCUAGAAAGAGGAAGAUGUUCAGUUGAGUGAUUAUUCUUAAGGAUUUACCAAACCUUUGCAUGUCUGUUUUGGAAGAUUAUAAUCUUCGGAUGAUAACCUUAUUUUCUCUAAAUUUAAAGGAUUACAACGAAGUAAUCAGGGUUUUCUCUC
Messenger RNA from Daucus carota subsp. sativus, 2918 nucleotides. Its product is annotated as disease resistance protein At4g27190. The record is from RefSeq and is a predicted model, not a curated record. NCBI's taxonomy places the organism in Eukaryota, Viridiplantae, Streptophyta, Magnoliopsida, Apiales, Apiaceae. The coding region runs from base 117 to 2525 and encodes 802 amino acids. The transcript has 4 exons.